GCAUUGGUACUAAGGGCAGCUUUUGAUUCUGUGCCAUGUUGGCAUUUGGCUGCUCCGUUUUCUCUGUAGAAGAAGGAAAGGGCUGAUCUCCGUCUUGUUUCCUCCCAGGGAUUUUGAUUUAUCUGAUCUCAGGAGCCAGCACUACGUUGUGGGGCAGUGGGUGCCUGUGAGAUCUGGGCAGGGUGUCUGCCCAAAACUAGAGCUGCCUCAGAGGAGAUUUACCAUCGCACUUCCUGGGACCAGGACAGCGCGCCCAGGUUGGCAUCGACAUCGGUCUGCCUGUCUUUGCUUUGUCGAGUGCCCGUUUCAUGUCCUUCACUUCUGGAGAGCCUUGUGCCAGGUAAACGCAGAGAACAUGGCGAGCGGUGGCUUUAGGUCACACACCCCAUCUUCUUCUAACACAACGGAUUUCUUGGAGGAAUGGAAGGCCAAGCGGGAGAAAAUGAGGGCGAAGAUGUAUGCGGCUGAGAUGGCGGGCACCUCUGGGGCGACGGACAUAGUGAAUAAGACAAGUAGUGAGAUGAACAAUAAUAACAGCAGUGGCAAUGCUCCAAACAGCAAUACCCAGGCGUCUGCUGCCGUGUCUGUACUAAAAGCUCCAGCCAUCAGGAGGACAGAAGAAGACCAGCCUGUAGGCUCCCCUGUAGCGCAGCCAAGAAAGACCCCAGCCCCAGUACAAGAUGGGGUAACGCAGGAUGAAUCGCCACCACCCGCUUCUCAGGACAGUCCAAGUAAGACAAAGGACAAAGGAAAAGGCUGCAGUGGUCCAAGUGCCAGGAAGGGGAAAGGGCAGAUUGAGAAGAGAAAACUGCGGGAAAAAAGGAGGUCUACAGGGGUGGUCAAUAUUCCAUCAACAGAAAGUCCUGAAGAUGAAGACGAUGAAGAAUCUGGACAGAAAGAAAGGAAGAAAGAAGAGACUGUUACCCAGCAAAAUACCCUGCAGAAUGAAUCCUUUAGUAUAGACCCAAGUGACUAUUCGCAGUCGGAAAGAAAUGUGCCAACUCGAUAUAAGAGUGUCAAUAAUGCCCCCGAUGAUGAGAUUUUAAAUCGCCACUCGCGAAGUGACAGGACAAAUUGUAGUCGCUUCAACAAGGACGCACCUGCUAGCCAGGGAAGUUCAUUAGAAAAAAAGAUUGAGGAGCUUGAAAAGGAACUAGCAAAAGAGAGGCAAGAAAAUGUAAGGUUAGUGAAGAUAAUGCAAGACAAAGAGGAGUUAAUUCUGAAAAUGAAGGAGGAAAUUGACUUACUGAACAGAGAUUUGGAUGAUAUAGAAGAUGAAAAUAAACAGCUAAAGCAAGAAAAUAAGACCCUUCUGAAAGUGGUUGGCCAGCUGACAAGAUAGGAGCCGCAAUGACAGUUCGCUGUGGAAACAACACUACUGAUUUUUCUUCAGAUGCAAGGGGGUAGCAUAGGGGAAAUUGGUUAUGGGGAUCUUAAGGCAACCUCUUCGAUGAAGGGGUGUACCCAAUGCUUUUCAAAAUUUGAUAAAAUAGUAGAAUUAUAUAUUUAUUAUUACAGACUGUGUUCUUGAAGGUAACAAAUUGCAGCAGAUUUUAAGGUUUAUAGUUCUGGUUGGGUAUAUAGUGAUUUUGCACCGUCGUGGAAAUAAUCAGUCGAUCGUUUAACAGUCCUUUGCAUUUUAUUUUAUUUUUUUUCAUAUCUGGACUCACAAUGUUUUCCGUGCUCUUCAGCCUAUGAUGGGAGAGAUUGCUCAUGAAACAUCUAGGUCUUGUUAAAUGUAUGUCAAGUGUACCCGAGGCAAGUACAGUGGCCAGGACUGAGUUUCCCCACCCACAAUGUCUGGAGAAAUUUCCCGAGGACAAAGAGUGAAGGAAGAGGAAUGUGAACCUAGUCACUGGAAAGGAAUGUCUCCUGUCUGGAGAGUCCGAAUUUUUACCUGUAAAAUCUAUAAGGUUUCUUUUCUCAUAUUGAAAUCCAUCCACAUUCUGAUAAUACAGCAGUCAUACUAGGGGUAACGAUUGACACUUAAGGUCCCUUUAGACGGGACGAUACAGCAGAUGAUUGAUUGGAAGGAAGGGUCUGCUCGCUAGCAGAGGAAAAAGCUGCCAUUACGUACAGCGAUCUCCUCCACAGUAAGGGUAUGAGAGAUCGCUAAUGUCAUCUCUAGUCUCCAUACUGACUUGUUGUUUGCCGGCAGUAGCACAAUCUGCUGUAGGCAAAUGACGAUUUUUGUGUCCGCACAAACAAUCUGUUACCUGAUGAAUGAACGUUUUGCUUCUUCUUUGAGUAUUUGGCGGCAUCUUUACACUGCCAGAUAAUCGCUAACCAGCGUUCGUAUGAACUCUCGUUAGCGAUUUAUCUCGGCCCAGGUAAAAGACCCUUUAGAUACAUUGUCCUGAUAUACUAAUCUUAUCAUUAUCUCCCCAUGUUAUCUGCUCCAUUGUGGGUAUAUGCAUAUAGAAAGAUGGAGGGAGUGCAGUUCACAAUGAAGUAAGAAUUGUUUACAUGUACCUAUCCAGUUCCUUUUGGGUUUUAAUUUUACCUUGCAAUAAAAAUCUAAUAUCUGAAAAUACUAUAAGGAGCUGUCAUAAUAUGCCAAGGAGCAUAGUGCAUAUGAACUUGUACAGUAGAUGUUUACAGGAUCUAAUGCAAUUACCAUGUUGACAGGGUAUUAUUUUGUGGGAUUAUUGAAAAUCUCACAUAACCACUAGAAUACCUUAAAAAAAAAAAAAAAAAACGGAUAUCCUCUUCUCCAGCAUUGUUCUCAGUGGCGCUGGUCUAGUCCGGGUAUACAGAAGCUUAUCCAGGGACAUCACUGUGUUCAGCUGUCUACAGUGAUUGGCUGAACUUCCCUUAUCUAGGCAACACGAGGAGGACCGGACCAGCAUGGCAGAGAACAAUGACUGAGAAACGGGCGAGUAUCGCUUCUUUUUUAUAACCUAUUCUAUCAUUGCACUGUGCUGCUGUAUGUAUGGGCAGCCUAGUAUGGUGGCAGACUCAAUCUCCUAUUUGCUAAUAUGGCACACAAAAUAUCUGGCUAUUUGGCUGCCACGACUGCUCAGUGAAAACACUGGACACAUAGGGGCGCAUUUAUUAAGACCGGCGUUUUAGACACCAGUCUUAAUAAGCCGUAUACCUGGCGGUGGAUCUACAUAAGUUCAGCGGGUCUCCCUCCACUUCUAAAGGUAAGAUGACGUCCUUGCUGUCUUACUUUUAGACCAUUUUCCAUGCUUAAAAUUGGCGUAGAAAAUGGUAAAUGAGACGGGCCUGCUGCCCCCUGCCCUUACCCACAUCACAAACCCUUUUUUAGACCUAGUGUGAGUGCAGAGAAGCGCAUAUUGGGGCACAAUGAACCCUUGCGCCGCAAUUUGCACCAGAAAUAGGCCUAAUUUAAGCGUAUUUCUAAAUGAUAAAUAUAUAAACAUAUUUUGAGUCUGGUGUAUUUGUGAGGGAAGCGCUCCCCCGCACAGAGGUGAGCUUUAAGUCACUGUGAGGAGGCCCCUCGUGAAUCCAUCGGACCCAUAUGGGGGAGAUUUAUCAGGACGGCAUUUUCUUCACAUUACUCCCCCUUUUCAGAAAAUGAUGUACAAACGGUCCUUGCCCAAACAUUUUUGCAUGAGCGCCUGUUUUCUGGCAUAUGGUAAAGAUAAAUCUGCCCCAAUGUGUCUGUUGUAUUCUUGGAUUACUCCUAAUAGACAAAUGGCAAGUUAUUUUUGUGCCACUUUCACCAAUAGGAGAAUGGAUCUACCGUAUAGAAUGGCAGCAUAGUCUAAUGACAGAUGUGAUUUAAAGGGAAUCUGUCUCCUAAUUUUCACCAAUAUAAUUAAGAGCACUGUCCCACAGAAGA
Bufo gargarizans (Asiatic toad) is the source of this 3808-nucleotide messenger RNA. RefSeq names its product pro-apoptotic WT1 regulator (gene PAWR). Lineage: Eukaryota; Metazoa; Chordata; Amphibia; Anura; Bufonidae. The record is from RefSeq and is a predicted model, not a curated record. The coding region runs from base 356 to 1342 and encodes 328 amino acids. Gene Ontology annotation, cellular component: cytoplasm. The transcript is spliced from 7 exons. Gene Ontology annotation, biological process: apoptotic process; positive regulation of apoptotic process.